Molecule: messenger RNA, 756 nt
Organism: Linum tenue
Lineage: Eukaryota; Viridiplantae; Streptophyta; Magnoliopsida; Malpighiales; Linaceae
Source: the annotation of a GenBank genome assembly
CCCUAAUCAAACCUAAACUAGUUCAGCCACCGCUCAUCUCUCUCUCUCCCUCUCAUUUUUUUUCCCGCCGUUCUUCUUCUCGUUCUCUCUCUUCUCACUGGCUCCCCUGAGACGAGAAGGAAGAAGAAGAAACUCUAAACAAACAUUACAAAAUGAAACCCUUCUUCUCGCCUUCUCAUCGAUCUGUCCUCUCUCUCGAAUCAAUCCAUCCAUCCAUCCAUCCACUUCCUUCUCUCUUUGAUUCUGAAAGCGACGAAAAAAAUGAGAGGGGAUGGAUUCGACGGCGGCGAUUGAGGCAUGCGCCGUCGGCGAUGACAACGACGACAAUGAGGGUGUAGUUAGAGGUUCAUUUUUUUGUUUUGCAUGUACGAUUUUUACUAUUUUCAGAUUUGAUUUUAGAGUUUUUGAAAUUCUGAUCCCGUUUUCUUGUUUAUUUUUUGGGAAAAUGGAUUUAAAUCGAGGUGUGGCUUCUCGAUCUAUCUUACCCUUUCUUCGAUCUAUUCUCCUAGCUAGAACAGCGGCGACACUGAGACUAUCUUAACCUCUGGAAAAGGGAUGACAGAAGGCGACAACCGUGGAUUCGUCUCUUGGGUACCCAACAUGGCUUUUGGGCCCAAAAUGAUGAGCAACGACCCUACUUUUGAAAUUACUUUGGUCCAUCUCUGUUGUCUUUCAUUGUGAUCACAUUGUAAGACUAGUAUAGUUGUGUUAGGGGUUAAUUGCAUGGUUAGUCACUCAAAUUACAAAAAACGUUCA